ACUCUCGAUUCGAUUCGGCGGAGACUCCAACUCCUUUGUUGUUGUACUUGUCGACACCAAAAACAGAUUCUCCGGUGGUUUAACGGAAGUGCGAACCACGUUCGUGUUUCUUUUUUUUUGAGUGUCAGUCUCACAAUUUUCCUGAAAGAAACUAUUGGGUAAAGGAAGGAAGAGCUAGGAGGAAGAUGAAGGCGUUAGGGUAUUGGUUAAUGGUGGUUGGUUCACUGAGACUAGCUUCCGUUUGGUUUGGUUUCUUCAACAUCUGGGCUCUUCGUCUCGCUGUCUUCUCUCAGACCACCAUGAGUGAAGUUCAUGGACGUACAUUCGGAGUAUGGACACUCUUGACCUGCACUCUCUGCUUUCUUUGUGCAUUCAACCCUGAAAACAAACCAUUAUACUUGGCUACCUUUCUAUCAUUUAUCUAUGCCUUAUGCCAUUUUCUGACCGAAUACCUCUUUUACCACACGAUGACCAUCGCAAAUCUCUCAACUGUGGCCUUCUUUGCAGGCACAUCGAUUGUGUGGAUGCUCGUGGAGUGGAAUUCCCUUGAACAACCACACACCAAACUUUCAUGAUGUUAGUCUGAAUGCCUGUAACCAAGUCUUUUUUUCUUUUUUUUCUCAAAGUUGGAAUCAUCAGUGACUUUUUUGCUCGAUUCCUAAAGCUGUUGCUCAUUGUUUCAUCUUAAUCUUUUGAAAAUAUUUGAUGGAGUCUUGAACCUGAUAUCUCUGGUCGAAUUGAAGUAUAAGAAUACAACUCAUGAAUUUUCUUUCU
Molecule: messenger RNA, 774 nt
Organism: Camelina sativa (false flax)
Lineage: Eukaryota; Viridiplantae; Streptophyta; Magnoliopsida; Brassicales; Brassicaceae
Product: ergosterol biosynthetic protein 28
Cellular component (GO): membrane; endoplasmic reticulum
Molecular function (GO): protein-macromolecule adaptor activity
Source: RefSeq, a predicted model, not a curated record